AACUCAGAAGCGAUGGGCGAGGAAUAUUGUUUCCCUGCACUCCAUUUUGCAUGGUACAACAGACAUGGCAUGAGAGGUCAUGAAGCCCCGCCCGACGUGCAUCCUUAUGUUGUGGGCAAGGCUGACAACACGCGAAUGAAUUACGGUCAGCUUCUGCCCUACACCUCAAGCGAUAUGCGCAAGUAUCAAGAUAUCUACGUCAAUUUACGGUCGGUUUUUGCGCACGUAUUCGAGUACAUUGGCGAUCAGAUACGGAAGGUCUUGCCAGAUGACUAUGCCGGCCUCCAAAUCGACGCGGAAGUACUGCCUGGAAACGCAUCUUCCGUCGUGCAUCCCUUCUUAUCCCUGGUCAUCAAUUUGAAUGCGACCACUCUCGCUCACAGGGACCACCAAGACAAAACAAUGUGUGUUGUUCUGGCGGUUGGAGAUUAC
Messenger RNA from Fomitopsis serialis, 432 nucleotides. RefSeq lists its product as uncharacterized. The transcript has 3 exons. NCBI's taxonomy places the organism in Eukaryota, Fungi, Basidiomycota, Agaricomycetes, Polyporales, Fomitopsidaceae. The record is from RefSeq and is a predicted model, not a curated record. The annotation marks the transcript as partial.